Rodentolepis nana is the source of this 378-nucleotide messenger RNA. The record is from the annotation of a GenBank genome assembly. NCBI's taxonomy places the organism in Eukaryota, Metazoa, Platyhelminthes, Cestoda, Cyclophyllidea, Hymenolepididae.
AUGACUCCCACAGAACGCUCUUGGAAGCAGUCAACAGACGGAGUACGUUGCUCUUCGAAAGCCUACCCUUACAGGUCCCCGAAACUCCAACUCACAACAGCAUUUCAACCGGCAAGCCAAGACCUAUCGUCAGGCAAGCACACGCCGGAAGAUUUCGACCAUGGAUUGUCGCAAACAAACGUCCGUUCAACAAGUACGUUGAACGCCGAUCAUUGCAUAUGGAGGAACAACCAACAGGACUCUCGUCAGUGGACUAAAUACUGCCUCACUCGCUCAGCCGGCAAGGUCCACAAGCAUGCACGAAGUCCGCAACCCUACUGCCUCCAACUCCAACAAUCCGGUCUCAGCAGUUCCAACACCUAUCCCACCUCUACCUAA